Molecule: messenger RNA, 457 nt
Organism: Sipha flava (yellow sugarcane aphid)
Lineage: Eukaryota; Metazoa; Arthropoda; Insecta; Hemiptera; Aphididae
Exons: 2
Coding region: 59-457 (132 amino acids)
Source: RefSeq, a predicted model, not a curated record
AAAAAUAGAAGAAGAACGUGAAGCAACGCAUAUAGGUCAAAACAAAGCCGCCAAAAGAAUGUUACAGGUUAUAAUUCCUACGUUCAAUAUUAAUGACUGUAUCACAAUUCCUGUUCCAAAAGUCGAUAGAGGGCCUUUGGACCCAGCACGCAUAAUUGCUGUUAUAGUUGAGAAAAAAAAUGAGUUGUAUAGAAUAGGAACUGAACAUGGUUUAAUUAAAGGAUGGUUAAGUUCUGGAAAUAUGCAGCGUACCACAUCACAUUUCAUAUCUGCUAAUCAAGUUGACAAGCAAAACGAAUUAACUUUGCGUGAAACAGUUAAAAUUAUAUCUGGAGGUCAAGGAUUUUUGAGUUGUACAUGCAAAAGUGCUUGUCAAACUAAACGUUGUGCUUGUUUUAAAAGUAGUAUUAAAUGUAACAGCCGUUGCCAUAAUUCAUUGAAUUGUUUAAAUAAAUAA